Lytechinus pictus (painted urchin) is the source of this 783-nucleotide messenger RNA. RefSeq names its product endoplasmic reticulum aminopeptidase 2-like. The record is from RefSeq and is a predicted model, not a curated record. Gene Ontology annotation, molecular function: peptide binding; zinc ion binding; metalloaminopeptidase activity. NCBI's taxonomy places the organism in Eukaryota, Metazoa, Echinodermata, Echinoidea, Temnopleuroida, Toxopneustidae. Gene Ontology annotation, cellular component: cytoplasm. The coding region runs from base 1 to 783 and encodes 260 amino acids. Gene Ontology annotation, biological process: peptide catabolic process; proteolysis. The transcript has a single exon.
AUGACGUCGUACAGACAGCUGCAGAGUGAUGAUGUCAGUGAUCAGUUUGAUCUGGAUUCCCAGCCAGAUGCAUUCAAACCUCGAGGAGAAGUGGAGGUACAGAUUGAGCCAACUAAAGCCCGGACUAAAUCACGGGUCCGUCUCCCAAACACAAGCUGUACAAAGAAUAAAGUGAUCAUUGUUUUAGUUAUCAUGCUCUUGAUACUGGUUCUUGUUGCAUCUCUUACUAUCUAUGAACUGGAUAAACAUGGUGUUCAGUGCCACAAUGAAGCACAGGAAAACAAAGCAACAACUAAUCCAACAACAGAGCCACCUACUACAGCAUCAACAUCUACGACGACUAAAGUAGCAACACCAGCUACCACGCAAGCAGUUGCGACAAAUGGAGAAACUUUUCCUUGGACUAACAUCCGAUUACCCUCAUCUGCUAUUCCCUUUGAAUAUGCCAUAUUCUUACAUCCUAACCUUUCAAGCUUCGAAGUACAGGGCAAUGUUUCCAUACACUUCAACGCAAAAGAAGAGGUAUCUUUCAUUAUUCUUCAUGCGAAAGACAUGGAUAUCCUUAAACCAGAAUCCAUAGAGUUAGUUGAUCAUCUUGAGCCAAGUGUAGAUGUUGAAAAGCUGCUCAUCAACAAGAAACAUGAUCAGAUAUCUAUUGAAUUUGAGAAACCUAUAGGAAAAGAUGUGCACUGUAUCUUGACGUUGGAAUUCAACUACACCUUAGCUGAGGGAUUGGAUGGAUUCUACAGGAGUUCCUAUAAAAAGAAUGGACAAUCAGUGUAA